UGCUGCUGUACAGGAAAUCAGGCGAGGUCAGACUUCCGGUGUGAAAUCAGACGGCGGCCAGUAACACAAAUCAUGGGUCUCAAGUCAGAGGACGAAAUUUUACAUAAUUCCAUGACGGAGGAUGACCCAAACAGUAACAUUCAAUUCAAUAAAGCGGCGAAACAAACAAGAUGGGGCCCCCGGCACGCCGGAGCAAAGGAAUUGGCGAGCCAGUACACAGCAGGGAAGCGACUGCAGGAAGUGGCGUGUUUCUACGUGACUGUUAUACUGAUGGCCUUCAAUGGUAUACAGUUAUUACGUUACUUUGAAAUUGAAAACUGGUACUACAUACUACCUGCAGCACUUCUAGGAAUUUUAUCAGCAGACUUUUUCAGUGGUCUGGUACAUUGGGGAGCGGAUUCCUGGGGCUCAGUAGACCUGCCAAUUAUUGGCAAGGCAUUUAUUCGUCCAUUCCGGGAACAUCACAUCGAUCCCACGUCCAUAACUCGCCAUGAUUUUAUUGAGACCAACGGAGACAACUUUGCAGUGACUAUUCCAGCCUUAGCCAACAUGGCAUUCAAGUUCCUGACCUACUCACCAGAGGAGAUCAUCGCCACCUACAACUGGGAGUGCUUCGUCUAUCUUUUGGCCUUUUUUGUCAGCCUGACGAACCAGUUCCACAAAUGGUCGCACACCUACUUCGGCCUGCCUCGCUACAUCACCCUGUUGCAGGACCUGCACAUCAUCCUGCCCAGGAAACACCAUCGUAUCCACCACGUAGCCCCUCACGAGACCUACUUCUGUAUCACCACAGGAUGGCUCAACUACCCUCUGGAAAUAAUCCGCUUCUGGACCACCCUAGAAAACAUCAUCGAAUCCCUCACAGGCCACAAGCCUCGGGAUGACGACCUCAAGUGGGCAAGCAAGAGUUGAAAUUAGAUGACGUCCUUGGCACUCAUGUCUCAUCUAUCAGCUUCAUCUUUUAUGUAUGUUUCAUGACUGUGCUGUGAAGUUCUACAACUGGGUUGUAAUUAUUCGUCAGGAGUCAUUGUAAGUUAUUCGUUAAUCAACAGAUGAAAUCGACUUCCUUUGCUUUUGUGGCUUGAUAUAGAUAUUUUCCGUACAGGAUAUUGUGUUUCAAAGCAUUUGUGCUAUGAUUGUCGUAUACUUCAACAUACUCUUACGACAGUUGUAGCGCUAAGAUCGCUUUGGUAAUGAAUCCCAGAUGUAUCAUUGUUUAUUUCUAUUCUAGAAUUUAUGAUUUCUAUACUUAAUGAUAGACUUGUGACAUUUAUGUUGAGAAAGCUUUCGUUUUUCUGUAAAUACUUAUUGUUUGAUCGUUUGAUAUAGGGAACAGGAUUUAUGAGAACAAGUUUGACAAGGUUCCCAUCUGAUCUUUUUUUAGUUGUAUUUCGUUUUCAGAAGUCAUUAUUAGUUGUACAUUCAUCUACAGGGUUGUAGUGUGUAUUCUUCUUACUUUGCUUCUAUCUUUUUGUUUGGCCUAUUUAACCUCUUGAUUUAUAUUUUUACCCUACAGGGCUUGUGUCAUAAACAUGAUCAAGCAAUUUUUGCUACGAAUGUCGUAACUCCACUGCCAUAACACAGACUUACGACCAUGGCUAUGGUAAGAUGUGAAGAUAUGAGAUGGGCCCAAAAUUUAUUCCUACUUCUAGAUUGUUGUAAUGCCUAUACUAUUUUGUAGACUUACCACAGUUGCUAAAUUGUUUGGAGAAGCUAUGUUUCUAUUUCUAGAACACUACUUAUUGGUUUGUUUGUUUUGAUAUGGGGAACAUGAUUAUGAUAACAAGUUUGACAUUUGGUUCUCAUCGUCAUCUGGGAGUGUUCUGCUGAUACAGAUGCCCAGGGUCGCUCCUGUUGUUUUGUAACCCUUGGUUUAUUCUGUCUGACUCUUCCGAUUUAAGUUCUAUGUCUGGGUACUGUUAGUCAGUUGUUAAUUUGAUAAGAUAUUUAUUCCAUUUUUAUAAAAAUCAGAUGUUUUACUCCAAUUUGGUACCGCUCUUCAUGGUUUUACAAACCCCCAGGGCCCUGAUAAGAGGUCUUGCCAGGUGAACCUUCUACCAGCCAAUCAGCAUGGAGGCUUGCGCCUUUUCGGUCCAAGAGAGCGAAGCAUCGGAGCAGUGCAUCAGAUUUCAAAAGUGAAUGUUAAUGGGCAGUUCCGGAUG
Molecule: messenger RNA, 2162 nt
Organism: Haliotis rufescens (red abalone)
Lineage: Eukaryota; Metazoa; Mollusca; Gastropoda; Lepetellida; Haliotidae
Product: plasmanylethanolamine desaturase-like
Exons: 5
Coding region: 73-912 (279 amino acids)
Molecular function (GO): oxidoreductase activity
Source: RefSeq, a predicted model, not a curated record